CCCUGCGGGUUGUUCUGCCGGGAUCGGGGCUGCCCUGUUCCAGCCGGUACAGUUGUGGUCGGGGACGCGAUGGCGGCGGCUGCGGCUGCGGAACGCAGGGCCUUCGCUCAGAAGAUAAACAGGACUGUGGCAUCUGAAGUUCGGAAACAGGUCUCCAGAGAGUAUGGAGGGUCUCCGCAGCUCUCCAAGAAACGUGCAGGCGGGGCGCAGGCGGUCCCGCUCUCAGAUGUGGUAGAGCCCCUGGAUUUUGAGAUGUAUUUGGCGAGCCACCCCCCAGAUUCAGAAUGCGAGGCCCUGAGGGAUCUGUAUGAUUUUCCUCCCGACGACAUUGAAAUCUUGUAUGAGCCAAGAGAAUGCCGCACAAUGGAAGCUGCAGCUCCGGAAGAAGGAAAGCUGGACGCCCGAGUCAGAGAUGCCUUAAAGGUGUAUACACACGACUGGGUGAUAGUGCAAAGAAGAACACAGAAACUGAGCACCGCGUACACCCCGAUCACCGCCGAGCGGCAGAGACAGCGGCAGAAGAACCUGACCCGGCAGAUCUAUGAGCUGGAUGAGGCUGUGGAAGAGAGAGGCUCUGCAGAGGAGCAGGAGGACAGAAAAAGGGCUUCUGCUUCCAUGGACGGAACACCGCGGGGCAGCUGGGCCUCUAGUAUAUUUGAUUUGAAGAACUCAGCACCUGAUCCCUUACUGUCAAACCUGCUGGACAGAACCGCUCCUGAGGAGAUAGACCGGAUCAAUGAGGAGCAGAGGAGAGAGAACAGACACCACCACCUCCUGGCUUUAUACCCUGCCCCUGAUGAGGAUGAAGCUGUUGAACGUUCCACUAUUCCGGAGGUGCCUAAAGAGCACUUUGGACAGCGGAUCCUGGUGAAGUGUAUAUCACUGAAGUUUGAGAUUGAGAUUGAACCGAUAUUUUGUGUCAUGGCUUUAUACGAUGCUAAAGAGAAGAAAAAGAUAUCAGAAAGUUUCCAUUUUGACCUGAAUUCUGACACCAUGAAAAAUAUGCUACGGACACAAGGUGGCCACCAAGUGCCCUCCACCCUUGCGAGAUCUGCCAUCUUCUCCAUAACAUACCCAUCUCCUGACAUUUAUCUCGUCAUCAAGCUGGAGAAGGUCCUACAACAAGGGGACAUAGGGGAAUGCUGUGAACCUUACAUGGUCCUAAAAGAGAGCGACGGCAUCAAGAACAAGGAGAAGGUGGACAAGCUGAGGGUCCAGGCCGACCAGUUCUGUUCUCGUCUGAGCCGCUACCGCAUGCCCUUUGCAUGGACGGCUAUCCAUCUGAUGAACAUUAUCAACAGCAUGGGGACAUUGGAGCGGGACUCUGACUCAGAGAGCGAAAAGAAGAGUACGUGGAAUGAAAGAAAGAAGAAGGCUUUCGAGAGGCUCAGUGUCGGGGAUGAAGUCUGCGGAUUUAACUCUUUCAGACCUGCAACGCUCACUGUCACAAAUUUCUUUAAGCAGGAAGGAGAUCGUCUGAGUGAUGAAGAUCUCUACAAGUUCUUGGCUGAUAUGAAGAGACCGUCCUCCGUCCUGCGGAGACUGCGGCCAGUAACGGCUCAGCUGAAGAUUGACGUCUCCCCGGCCCCCGAGACCCCCCAGUUUUGCCUGUCUCCUGAACUGCGUCAUGUCAAACCGUAUCCCGACCCCCGUGUGCGACCUACCAAAGAAAUUCUGGAGUUCACUCCGCGGGACGUGUAUUCCCCUCACACAUCGUACAGGAACCUUCUAUACGUCUACCCCAGAUGUCUCAACUUCAGCAGUCGCCAGGGAUCGGUCAGGAACAUUGCCGUCAAGGUUCAGUUUAUGGCGGGAGAGGACCCCAACCAGGCCUUGCCGGUGAUAUUCGGCCGGUCCAGCUGUAAUGAGUUCUACAGUGAGAGUUACACCGCAGUUGUCUAUCACAACAAAUCUCCCGAGUUCUAUGAGGAAUUUAAGAUGAAAAUUCCUGGAAAUCUGACCGAAAACCAUCACCUCCUCUUCACCUUCUACCAUGUGAGCUGCCGGCAGAACCAGACCACCUCCCUGGAAACGCCAGCAGGAUAUACGUGGAUCCCUUUGAUGCAACAUGGCCGCCUGAGAACUGGCUCUUUCUCGCUUCCUGUGUCUGUGGAGAAACCACCUCCCAGUUACUCUGUCCUGACCCCUGAUGUCCAGCUCCCAGGGAUGAAAUGGGUGGAUAACCAUAAACCGGUCUUCACGGUAGAUCUGGUGGCGACAUCAUCCGUGCACACACAGGACCCCCAUUUGGACAAGUUCUUCACUGUGGUGCAGGUUCUGGAGGAGCACGGCUUUCCUUUCCGGCUGAAGGAUGUCAUAAUUACAGAAAGUAAUGUGGAGUCGGAGCUGAAGAGCAGUAUGGGAAACCUGCGUCUCGCCGCCCUCGGCCCCGCCGUUUGCUUCUGUCAUCAGCUCUUGGAUAAGCUCAUACUGCUAAUCGUCAGGCCGCCGAUCAUUGGGGGGCAGAUUGUGAACUUGGGCCGAGCAGCCUUCGAGGUUGUGGCUCUGCUGGUGAGCCAAAUUCACCGGACACUAGAGGGGUCCCAGGAUCAACAUGGCAGGAAUGGACUACUGGCGUCAUACCUGUACUAUGCUUUCCACCUUCCCAGUGACAUGCCAGCCCAGCUGAACAGCUCAGUCUCUCUGGCCUCGUCCACCUCUGCUUACCAGUCUGCCACGCUCUCUCGUGCCACGGGGCGGCCCAGCAGUCUCAACCUUGCCCGCUGCAGGAGUAUUAGUAACAGUAACCCCGAUCUGACCAGCACUCCGGGCUCCACGGAUGAUGAGGAAGUGCAGAAGAUCAUGGGAGGCAAGGGUAUUGAUCGCUCUCACUCUUGGGUGAACUCUGCUUAUUGUCCAGGGGGUACGAAAUCUGUGCAACGGCGGGCCCAGCCCAGUUCCAACACGGAGCUUCGACAGAGCAAUGAGCGCAGUACAAACCGCAUUUCCAGCUACAUGGAGGGCGAUGCUUCCUCCACUCCACCUCGCCUCGUUGCCAAAAAGCUGUUACAUGAGGAGCUGGCGCUGCAGUGGGUGGUGAGCAGUACUCCUGUGCGGGAAGCCGCUCUCAGCCAGGCCUGGUUCUUCUUCCAGCUCAUGACAAAGAGCAUGACGCUGCACCUCCACAACUCUGAGCGGCUGGACGCCCCCCGUGCACAGAGGUUCCCAGAGAGGUUUGUGGACGACAUCUCAGCUCUCGUGUGCAACGUCUGUUCUGAGAUCACCAGCCGAUACCUCAAGGAUGCAGAACUUGCCGAGCGGCUCAACAGCAGCCUGGCCUUCUUCCUCAAUGACCUCUUGUCCCUGAUGGAUCGCGGAUUUGUAUUUGGUCUCAUCCGCUCGUACUACAAGCAGAUCAACGGCAAAUUGCCAAAGGCACCGAACCCCAAUGUGCUGAUCUCGCUGCGCAUGGAUCUGAUCCGCAUCGCGUGCUCACAUGAACACUACGUCGCCCUAAACCUGCCCUGUGGCCGCCUCUCUCCACCCAACUCGCCCUCGCCCUCUAUUUCUUCUACUACAUCACAGAGCUCUGUCUUCUCCAGCCCGGCACAGGACAAGACUGUCACCAACAUGUUUGAGCUCUCGGUUCCAUUUCGACAGCAGCACUUCCUGUCCGGCAUUAUCCUGACGGAGCUCGCCCUAAUACUGGAGCCCGAUGUCGAUGGAGUGUUUUUCCUGCAGAAGAAGGCGAUCAGCACUCUGCACAAUCUCCUCUGCAGCCAUGACACUGACCCUCGCUAUUCCGAGCCCGCCGUCAAGCAGAGGAUUGCCCGCCUGUACUUUCCAUUGAUCGGAAUCGUCAUGGAAACUCUACCCCAGCUCUACGACUUCACGGGAGACCCCCACGCCCAGAGGGUCCGCCAUGCCUCUUCUGUGAUGGAUGAGGUGGACUCUGAUGGAGGCACCAUCAGUCAGACGGUGGCCAUGGCUAUAGCGGGGUCUCCACUCCCCACCGUGCAGAAGACCACCAGCUUCCCUCUCCCCUCAGCUCCUAUGCGCACCGGCAGUGCGCUCUCCGCGGAGUCCAGCCGCAAUCUCCUGGUGUGCGCUCUGUGGGUGCUGAAGAACGCCGAGCAGGACUGUCUGCAGCGCUGGUUCUCCAGCCUGUCUGUAAUCCAGCUGACCCGGGUGCUGGAGCUGCUGAGCUUCUGUGUGUCCUGCUUCCAGUACAAGGGUAAGAAAGCGUUUGAGCGUAUAAACAGCCUGACCUUUAAGAAAUCUCUUGACAUGAAAGCAAGACUGGAGGAGGCCAUACUUGGAACUAUCGGCGCCCGCCAAGACAUGGUGAAACGUAGCCGAGAGCGCAGCCCUUAUGGCGCCCAGGAGAACGUGCGAUGGAGGAAAAACGUCACGCAGUGGAAGCCGAGCAGUGAGAAAACGGAGAAAUCGCAGGCAGAACGAGAACUGGAAGUCACAGUGGAUGGAAAUAUGGCGGCCGAGGCCAACCUGGUGGUGCUGGACACACUGGAGAUCAUUGUGCAGACAGUCAUGCUGUCAGAGAUGAAGGAGAGCGUCCUGGGAGGAGUGUUGAAAGUCCUGCUGCUCAGUAUGAGCUGCAACCAAAGCGCCUUAUACCUGCAGCACUGUUUCACCAGCCAGAGGGCGCUGGUGUGCAAGUUCCCAGAGAUGCUGUUUGAAGAUGACACCGAGCUGUGCUGCGACCUCUGCCUGCGUCUCCUGCGCCACUGCAGCAGCUGUAUCAGCAGCGUGCGAACCCACGCCAGCGCCUCGCUCUACCUGCUCAUGAGACAGAACUUCGAGAUUGGGAAUAAUUUUGCCCGUGUGAAGAUGCAGGUUACCAUGUCCCUGUCCUCACUGGUGGGGACCUCUCAGAAAUUUAAUGAAGAGCAUCUGCGGAGAUCCUUGAAGACUAUCCUGACCUACUCUGAGGAGGAUCUAGAGCUGAGAGACACCACCUUCCCGGAGCAGGUCCAGGAUCUGGUGUUUAAUCUGCACAUGAUCCUGACCGAUACCGUAAAGAUGAAGGAGCACCAGGAGGACCCGGAGAUGCUGUUGGAUCUCAUGUACCGGAUAGCUAAAGGAUACCAGAACUCCCCAGAUCUGCGUCUGACGUGGCUCCAGAACAUGGCGGCCAAGCACACAGAGCGUGGAAACCAUGCAGAGGCUGCCCACUGCCUAAUACAUGGAGCUGCACUGGUAUCGGAGUAUCUCAGCAUGAUUGAGGAUGCCAGGCACCUGCCCGUGGGGUGUGUUACUUUCCAGAGCAUAUCCUCCAAUGUGCUGGAAGAGUCAGCGGUGUCAGAUGAUGUUGUAUCGCCAGAUGAAGAAGGGAUCUGUACUGGGAAAUAUUUCACCGAGGCCGGGCUGGUGGGACUACUGGAGCAGGCUUGUGCGAGCCUCAAUAUGGGGUCACUAUUCGAGGCAGUGAAUGAGGUCUAUAAGAUUCUCAUCCCCAUUUAUGAAGCUCAUCGGGACUACAAGAAACUGGCUUCUGUCCAUGGAAAACUGCAGGAGGCAUUCAACAAGAUCAACAACCAGAUCACAAGCUGGGAGAGGAUGUUUGGGACUUAUUUUCGUGUAGGAUUUUAUGGUUCCAAAUUUGGUGACUUGGAUGAGCAAGAGUUUGUGUAUAAAGAACCAUCAAUUACUAAACUGGCUGAGAUCUCCCACCGUCUGGAGGAGUUUUACACUGAUCAGUUUGGAGAAGGGACGGUUCAGGUGGUGAAGGACUCAAAUCCUGUGGACAAAACAAAACUUGACCCCAACAAGGCGUACAUUCAGAUCACCUACGUGGAGCCAUAUUUUGAUACAUAUGAACUGAAGGACAGGGUCACAUACUUUGAUAAAAACUACAACCUCCGGACCUUCCUCUUCUGUACACCAUUCACACUUGACGGCCGGGCUCACGGAGAUCUCCAUGAACAGUACAAGCGUAAGACCUUUCUGACUACAUCACAUGCGUUUCCUUACAUCAAGACUCGGGUCAACGUCCUACAUAAAGAAGAGGUGGUGCUAAUACCAGUUGAAGUUGCAAUUGAAGAUAUGCAGAAGAAGACACAGGAGCUGGCAUUCGCUACCCACCAAGACCCGGCUGAUGCCAAAAUGCUGCAGAUGGUGCUUCAGGGCUGUGUAGGAACAACCGUGAACCAGGGACCCUUGGAGGUGGCACAAGUGUUUCUAUUUGAGAUACCUGAAGAUCCGCGUCUGUACAGACUUCAUAACAAACUCCGGCUUUGCUUCAGGGACUUCACCAAGAGGUGUGAAGAUGCCCUACGGAAAAAUAAGACUCUCAUUGGAGCUGAUCAGAGGGAAUAUCACCGGGAGCUGGAGAGGAACUACCAACGUCUCCGAGAAGCACUCGCCCCCUUAACAUCUCGCAAGAUCCCGCAGCUAUACACUGAUCUGCUUCCUCAUACGAGUUCCAGGGACUCCCUGACCCGAACAAGUCUACGCAGGAUUGAAGCCUAAGUAUAUAAGGAGUGCAGUGUGGACGUGCAGAUUUCAGACAUGCCACUAGAGGGUGCUUGUGAGUUCUGUGUCAGCGCAGCACCGUCUCUGGAGACGCCAGAACCGGAUGUUCUGAACACAAAAAAUGUUUGUUGUUUAUCCACCUAUAGAUCUGUAUGUGGAGGGGGAGGAAAGAGAACAUGAGGGGGCCAUGAAGAACAGCUGCUAGGUAGGAGGAUGGGAGCAGCUGUUUUUAUACCAGGAGGAGAGUAAAAAGGAUUGACAGUGGAUGAAGAGGCUUUGGAAUUUGGUAGGAUGUAGUGGACCUAAUAAAACUGAUGAUGAGGUAGUGGUGGGGUAGUGGGUCUAAAGUGGGGAACAGACUUGAGAGAGGACAUUGAGAUAGGUAGAUUUGGAGGAAGAUCUUGAAGGCAAGGACAGAAGGGUAGAUGGGAGUGCCUCGGAGUUGGGUAGGAGGGAUUUAGCUUUCUCAGACAUGCCAAGAUGCCCACCACAGCAGUCAGAUUUGUAAGCAUCCAACAUUCUUUCCAUUCACUGCCUCCUUCGUCUCCACUUUAAGAGUUUUAACAGUACAAACGUAAUGAUGCCUUCUCGAUUCUAAAACCCCAGAAGAAAAUCUUAGACGUCCAGUCUACGCUCUUGUAUCUGGUCUCAGGGAAGCUUCGCCCAUGGGCACCAGUCAUGGGCACUGUCUGUUGGCGAAUGCUGUAAAUUUUUUAUAUGGGCAUUGUAAUGACGGUGCUGUAGUCCCCUGUGAGGAGAGGGUUGACCCCUUUCUGGGUUGUUGCGGCCUGCCUAGGACAAUGACUGCACCCGAGGGAACCAAAAACGAACAACCAAAAAUAACACUAAUAGAAAAUGGCAUUGAGCAGCUACUCACCCAUGCACUGGCCCUUAUUUACAAGAAAACACUAAAAAAUACUUGCCUACAGCAACCAAUCGGAUCACUACUUCUCUAAUCUUCUGACUGGUCGCUGAGGGAUACUUUUUUGCACUAGUUUAGUAAUGGGCCGCAUCGUGCGGUCUGACUGCCGACACGCACCUGUCCUAUAUUUGGGAUUACCCGCUGUACCCGUCUUGUAAUCCAUGUCGCUCACACUGGGUCUGCUGUAAUCUAGUAGGACGCUGCCGUGGCACUGCCCAUGACAACCAAUCAGAUUCAAGUCGUCACUUUUUGGUUUUGGCAUUUGAUUGGUUGCUUGGUUUUUACAGAUUUCCUGCCGCUCUGUCGCCCGUCGUGUGGUAGUCUCGCCCGUUAUCACUUUCUGCUGUAUAAAUGAUGUCUUUGACAGUGUAUGGACUAUUUUUGUAAUAAAAGUCUUGU
This is a messenger RNA of Bufo bufo (common toad), 7753 nucleotides long. RefSeq names its product dedicator of cytokinesis 6 (gene DOCK6). Gene Ontology annotation, cellular component: cytosol. Bases 70 to 6429 code for a protein of 2119 amino acids. Lineage: Eukaryota; Metazoa; Chordata; Amphibia; Anura; Bufonidae. Gene Ontology annotation, molecular function: guanyl-nucleotide exchange factor activity. The transcript has 50 exons. Gene Ontology annotation, biological process: small GTPase-mediated signal transduction; positive regulation of GTPase activity. The record is from RefSeq and is a predicted model, not a curated record.